CUUUAAAAUGUUUCCCUGUCUAUCUGUCCCAUAGUUAGCGGUUUUAGACAACUCAGAUACAGUUCAGCAAGCACCCCCCCUAAGAAGCUUGAUCCAGAGAGGCGCUGGAUCCAGAGGUGAUCACAGGAGGCCAGAACUUCAGCAUUUUUGCAGGACAUAAAACAGAAAAUGUCACUUGUUGGGCGACCAUCCACUUCCCUGAUCCACACAGGAUUCCUGUUAGCCAUUGUUUUACUACCAGAGUUUCUGGGGGCGGUUCCAGUGGAGACGUACAGGGAGCGGGAAGUCAUCUCCCUCCCCUGCAGUGUCGGAUGAUGUGAACGCUGACACCAUGGAGAGCCUGAAGACACUGGUUCGUAACAGAAGGAACGCCCACGUCUUGGCUAUGCCCCAGUUCAAACGCCUGCCUGACUUUUGGGGAUGGUACAAGUACUUCAUGGACACCCACAACCAGGAGGGAGUUGAGGAUCUGGAUCGUCUGUACAUGGCAUACCUGCAGAACAAGCACAGGUCAGAGGAGGGCCCAAAUUUCAACCACUACCUCAAGCACCUCAGUGAAAUCUACAAGUCUUGUGCCGAUUCCGAUGAUCCAGAGUGCAUCUCUGAGUCUACCAGCAAGCCAAAGGCUGCACUGGUGAUGCCCGCCCCCAUCAAGUCUGCUGCCGUCAGGAUGUGCAAUCCUUACCUCGACCCCUACUGCCUCUUUCCCCUCGUCUCCAAAUCUGCACCACAGCCUGAGCCAGCUCCAGCCAAGGUGCCAGCCCCAAUCUUCACCCCCAUGUUGCCCUCCCCCCUGAAGAGCCCCACUGGCUACUACUACUAUGCCCCCGUCUUGGAGCCCUUCCUGAGUGCUAAUCAGAGGUCUGAGCUGCUGAGGAUCUGCAACUCUGAAGAUGUGGAGUGUCUGCAGUAUCACCUGAGGGCCGCUUAUGGCUACCGCCCAGCAUCUGGCCCACCCCCAUCCUACGCCGCCCUUAAAUGUGACCCCAAGGACCCCUACUGCAGGCCCCCCCUGGUCCAAAAAGCCCCCACUGGCUUCUACCACCUGCUCUACCCCAGCUGUGACCCAGCAGUCGAUCCUCUGUGUGUGACCAAAGCUGCUGCUUCUGCUCCCCUCGCUGCAGAUGGGUCCCCUAGAGAGCAAAACUGCAACCCUCUCUUUGAUGGUGGCUGCAACCCCCUGACCGCCACCAAGCUGUCCGGCCUCACCAAGCCCGUUCUGGAAUAUGCCCCCAAUGAUGAGCCUGCACCUCCUGCUUCUCCUCUGGCAUGUGACCCUCGCUAUGACCCAUUCUGCGUACUGGCAGCUGCCGCAGCCCUGCGCAGGCCCGCUCCGCAGAUCCCCGAGCACCAGGUCCGCUACAAGCUUGGCAUCCACGGCAAGACCAAAGAGGGCUACGACUGCUAUGUGCACUAUGACAAAGACUGCACCCCGGUGAAGUCUGGCCCCCAGGCCGACAUCAAGGUUCCAGCCAAGCCCUUCUGCCAUCCGUAUGACCCCAAAUGCGGAAGGUUUGCUUCAUCCUCCGACGUCGAGGCCUCGAAGCCAGACAAGGAUGGCAUAAUCCUGCCCGACCCAGACUGCGACCCUGAGUACGACUACAACUGCCGCCUGCGUCGCCCCAAGCCCGCCACUGUUGCUGAUGAGCCCACAGCUGCUGAGGAUAAAGCUGCAGAUGAGCCCGCUAAGGAGGUUGCUGUCCAACGCUUCGAAGACUUCCUCAGGGGCAUCAUGAACCAGCACAAGUAGAUUUCAGAAACAACAACAGAAUCAACACCUA
Molecule: messenger RNA, 1781 nt
Organism: Etheostoma cragini (Arkansas darter)
Lineage: Eukaryota; Metazoa; Chordata; Actinopteri; Perciformes; Percidae
Gene: and2
Product: actinodin2
Exons: 6
Coding region: 332-1750 (472 amino acids)
Source: RefSeq, a predicted model, not a curated record